This is a messenger RNA of Eubalaena glacialis (North Atlantic right whale), 8957 nucleotides long. It is a transcript of the gene KALRN, whose product is annotated as kalirin RhoGEF kinase. Gene Ontology annotation, biological process: axon guidance; protein phosphorylation; intracellular signal transduction. Gene Ontology annotation, cellular component: postsynaptic density; cytoplasm. The coding region runs from base 375 to 8804 and encodes 2809 amino acids. The transcript is spliced from 56 exons. NCBI's taxonomy places the organism in Eukaryota, Metazoa, Chordata, Mammalia, Artiodactyla, Balaenidae. The record is from RefSeq and is a predicted model, not a curated record. Gene Ontology annotation, molecular function: protein kinase activity; protein binding; guanyl-nucleotide exchange factor activity.
GGCUGAACAAUAGAGACAGGCAGACGGGCGAGGAGGAGAGCCAGCUGCCGCUGCUGAGGGAGAGCAGGCGCCCAGGCAGCUCGUACCCCGGCCCCGGCCAGACCGCAGGCGGCCAGCGCCCCCGGGGAAGGGGGACCAUGGGGGAGCCGGCGGCAGGCGCCCCCAGCCCUCCGCGCGCCUCUGCCUGAGGGAGCCUCGGCGUCCUCUGCCCUAGCCCUGCCGACCCGGCCGGCUGCCCGCCCUUGAAGUCCGGUGUCCUCCGGGUCUGCGGCCGCGGCCGCUGCGCCCCGCGCCCUCCGCCCACAGGGCGCCGAGCAGCCCUCGGCCCCAGGCUUCGCCGGCCCCCGGCUGCCCGCGGACGCUCUCCCCCAGUCAUGAACCCCCCGGAGGGGGCAGCGGAGGAAGGAGGAGCCGCCGACUCGGACGUGGACGCCUUUUUCCGGACAGGGUCUUUUCGGAAUGAUGGUUUGAAAGCUUCUGAUGUCCUUCCCAUCCUAAAGGAAAAAGUGGCCUUCGUGUCUGGGGGCCGUGAUAAGCGAGGUGGACCAAUCCUGACCUUCCCUGCUCGCAGCAAUCAUGACAGAAUAAGACAGGAAGACCUGCGGAAACUCGUGACCUAUCUGGCCAGCGUGCCAAGUGAGGACGUGUGCAAACGUGGCUUCACCGUCAUCAUCGACAUGCGGGGCUCCAAGUGGGACCUCAUCAAGCCCCUCCUCAAGACGCUGCAGGAAGCCUUUCCAGCCGAGAUCCAUGUGGCCCUCAUCAUCAAACCCGACAACUUCUGGCAGAAACAGAAGACCAACUUUGGCAGCUCCAAAUUCAUCUUCGAGACGAGCAUGGUGUCCGUGGAGGGCCUCACGAAGCUGGUGGACCCCUCCCAGCUGACAGAGGAGUUCGACGGCUCGCUGGAGUAUAACCACGAGGAGUGGAUCGAGCUGCGGCUCUCCCUGGAGGAGUUCUUCAACAGCGCCGUGCACCUGCUCUCGCGCCUCGAGGACCUGCAGGAGAUGCUGGCCCGGAAGGAGUUCCCCGUGGACGUGGAGGGCUCGCGGCGGCUCAUCGACGAGCACACACAGCUCAAGAAGAAGGUGCUCAAGGCCCCCGUGGAGGAGCUGGACCGGGAGGGGCAGCGGCUGCUGCAGUGCAUCCGCUGCAGCGACGGCUUCUCGGGGCGCAACUGCAUCCCGGGCAGCGCCGACUUCCAGAGCCUGGUGCCCAAGAUCACCAGCCUCCUGGACAAGCUGCACUCCACCCGGCAGCACCUGCACCAGAUGUGGCACGUGCGCAAGCUCAAACUGGACCAGUGCUUCCAGCUGCGGCUCUUCGAGCAGGAUGCUGAAAAGAUGUUCGACUGGAUAAGCCACAACAAGGAGUUAUUCCUCCAGAGCCAUACAGAGAUUGGAGUCAGCUACCAGCACGCCCUCGACCUCCAGACGCAGCACAAUCACUUCGCCAUGAACUCCAUGAACGCCUAUGUCAACAUCAACCGCAUCAUGUCCGUGGCUUCCCGCCUCUCAGAGGCUGGCCACUACGCCUCACAGCAAAUCAAGCAGAUCUCCACGCAGCUAGACCAGGAGUGGAAGAGCUUUGCGGCCGCUCUGGAUGAGCGCAGCACCAUCCUCGCCAUGUCUGCUGUGUUCCAUCAGAAGGCUGAGCAGUUCCUGUCGGGAGUGGACGCCUGGUGCAAGAUGUGCAGCGAAGGUGGCCUGCCGUCUGAGAUGCAGGACCUGGAGCUGGCGAUCCACCACCACCAGUCCUUGUAUGAGCAGGUGACCCAGGCCUACACAGAGGUCAGCCAGGAUGGCAAAGCGCUGCUGGAUGUGCUGCAGCGUCCCCUGAGUCCUGGGAACUCCGAGUCCCUCACUGCCACAGCCAACUACUCCAAGGCAGUGCACCAGGUGCUGGACGUGGUGCAUGAGGUGCUGCACCACCAGCGGCGGCUCGAGAGCAUCUGGCAGCACCGCAAGGUGCGGCUCCACCAGCGGCUGCAGCUCUGCGUCUUCCAGCAGGACGUCCAGCAGGUGUUAGACUGGAUUGAAAACCACGGCGAGGCCUUUCUCAGCAAGCACACAGGGGUCGGGAAGUCUUUGCAUCGAGCCCGGGCCCUGCAGAAGAGGCACGAUGACUUUGAAGAGGUGGCUCAGAAUACUUACACCAAUGCGGACAAGCUCCUAGAAGCGGCAGAGCAGCUGGCUCAGACGGGGGAAUGUGACCCGGAGGAGAUCUACAAGGCGGCUCGGCAUCUGGAGGUGCGCAUCCAAGACUUCGUGCGUAGGGUGGAGCAGCGGAAGCUUCUGCUGGACAUGUCCGUCUCCUUCCACACUCACACCAAAGAGCUGUGGACAUGGAUGGAAGACCUUCAGAAGGAGAUGCUGGAGGAUGUCUGUGCAGACUCUGUGGAUGCGGUCCAGGAACUGAUCAAGCAGUUCCAGCAGCAGCAGACCGCUACUCUGGAUGCCACACUCAACGUCAUCAAGGAGGGCGAAGACCUUAUCCAGCAGCUCAGGUCAGCGCCUCCCUCCCUGGGGGAGCCCAGCGAGGCCAGGGACUCGGCUGUGUCCAGCAACAAGACGCCCCACGGUAGCUCCAUCAGCCACAUCGAGUCGGUGCUGCAGCAGCUCGACGACGCCCAGGUGCAGAUGGAGGAGCUGUUCCAUGAGCGAAAGAUCAAGCUGGACAUCUUCCUGCAGCUGCGCAUCUUUGAGCAGUACACCAUUGAGGUGACGGCAGAGCUAGAUGCCUGGAAUGAGGACUUGCUUCGGCAGAUGAAUGACUUCAACACGGAGGAUCUGACGCUGGCGGAGCAGCGGCUGCAGCGCCACACGGAGCGGAAGCUGGCCAUGAACAACAUGACCUUCGAGGUCAUCCAGCAGGGCCAGGAUCUGCACCAGUACAUCAUGGAGGUCCAGGCCUCAGGAAUUGAGUUAAUCUGUGAAAAAGACAUUGAUCUGGCAGCCCAGGUGCAAGAGCUGUUGGAGUUUCUCCAGGAGAAGCAGCACGAGCUGGAGCUCAACGCGGAGCAGACCCAUGAGCGGCUCGAGCAGUGUCUCCAACUGCGGCACCUCCAGGCGGAGGUCAGACAGGUCCUGGGAUGGAUCCGCAAUGGGGAGUCGAUGCUCAACGCCAGCCUGGUCAACGCCAGCUCUUUGUCGGAAGCAGAGCAGCUGCAGCGGGAACACGAGCAGUUCCAACUGGCCAUCGAGUCCCUCUUUCAUGCCACUUCCUUGCAGAAGACACACCAGAGUGCCCUGCAGGUACAGCAGAAAGCUGAGGCGCUGCUCCAGGCUGGCCACUACGACGCGGAUGCCAUCCGGGAAUGUGCUGAGAAGGUGGCCCUCCACUGGCAGCAGCUUAUGCUGAAGAUGGAAGACCGGCUGAAACUGGUCAAUGCCUCAGUGGCCUUUUACAAAACUUCUGAGCAGGUCUGUAGUGUCCUGGAGAGCUUAGAGCAAGAAUACCGGAGAGAUGAGGACUGGUGUGGUGGACGAGAUAAACUGGGGCCAGCAGCAGAGAUCGACCACGUCAUUCCACUCAUCAGUAAACAUUUGGAACAAAAGGAGGCCUUUCUUAAGGCCUGCACCCUGGCACGGCGGAACGCUGAGGUCUUUCUCAAGUACAUCCACAGGAACAAUGUCAGCAUGCCCAGUGCCGCCAGCCACACCCGAGGACCCGAGCAGCAAGUGAAAGCCAUCCUGAGUGAGCUCUUACAGAGGGAGAACCGUGUCCUGCACUUCUGGACCUUGAAGAAGCGGCGGUUAGACCAGUGCCAGCAAUACGUGGUGUUUGAGCGAAGCGCCAAGCAGGCGCUAGACUGGAUCCAAGAAACAGGUGAAUAUUACCUCUCAACACAUACCUCCACGGGGGAGACUGCAGAGGAGACUCAGGAGCUGCUGAAGGAAUAUGGGGAGUUCAGGGUGCCUGCCAAGCAAACAAAGGAGAAGGUGAAACUCCUGAUUCAGCUGGCCGAUAGCUUUGUGGAAAAAGGCCACAUUCAUGCCACAGAGAUCAGGAAAUGGGUGACCACGGUCGACAAGCAUUACAGAGACUUCUCCUUGAGGAUGGGAAAGUACCGGUACUCUCUGGAGAAAGCCCUUGGAGUCAACACAGAGGAUAACAAGGACCUAGAGCUGGAUAUCAUCCCAGCAAGCCUUUCAGAUCGUGAGGUCAAGCUCCGGGACGCCAACCAUGAGGUCAAUGAAGAGAAACGGAAAUCAGCCCGGAAGAAAGAAUUCAUUAUGGCGGAACUGCUUCAGACAGAGAAGGCUUAUGUGAGGGACCUACACGAGUGCUUAGAGACCUACCUGUGGGAAAUGACCAGUGGUGUGGAGGAGAUCCCCCCUGGGAUCCUUAAUAAGGAGCAUAUCAUCUUUGGCAACAUCCAGGAGAUCUACGAUUUUCAUAACAACAUCUUCCUCAAAGAGCUGGAGAAGUAUGAGCAGCUGCCUGAGGAUGUGGGACACUGCUUUGUUACCUGGGCAGACAAAUUUCAGAUGUACGUCACCUACUGUAAAAACAAGCCUGAUUCCAACCAGCUGAUCCUGGAGCAUGCAGGCACCUUCUUUGAUGAGAUACAGCAGCGGCACGGUCUGGCCAACUCCAUCUCUUCCUACCUAAUUAAGCCCGUCCAGAGGAUCACUAAGUACCAGCUGCUCCUGAAGGAACUUUUAACUUGCUGUGAAGAAGGGAAAGGGGAGCUCAAGGAUGGCCUGGAGGUGAUGCUCAGUGUCCCAAAGAAAGCCAAUGAUGCCAUGCACGUCAGCAUGCUGGAAGGGUUCGACGAGAACCUGGACGUGCAGGGGGAGCUGAUUCUGCAGGAUGCCUUUCAAGUGUGGGACCCCAAGUCGCUGAUCCGGAAGGGGCGCGAGCGACACCUGUUCCUCUUUGAGAUCUCCUUGGUUUUCAGCAAGGAGAUCAAAGACUCUUCAGGACACACAAAAUAUGUUUACAAGAACAAGCUACUGACCUCAGAGCUGGGUGUGACGGAGCACGUAGAGGGCGAUCCCUGCAAAUUCGCCUUGUGGUCUGGGCGCACCCCAUCUUCAGACAAUAAAACAGUGCUGAAAGCCUCCAACAUAGAAACCAAGCAGGAAUGGAUCAAGAACAUACGCGAGGUGAUUCAAGAGAGGAUCAUUCACCUGAAAGGAGCUUUAAAGGAGCCAAUUCAGCUCCCCAAAACACCAGCCAAACAGAGGAACAAUAGUAAGAGGGAUGGAGUGGAGGAUGUUGACAGCCAGGGGGAUGGGAGCAGCCAGCCAGACACCAUCUCCAUUGCCUCUAGGACCUCUCAGAACACAGUGGACAGUGACAAGCUCUCUGGCGGCUGUGAGUUGACCGUGGUCCUCCAGGACUUCAACGCAGGCCACAGCAGCGAGCUGAGCAUCCAGGUGGGACAGACAGUGGAACUGCUGGAGCGGCCGAGCGAACGGCCGGGCUGGUGUCUGGUCCGCACCACGGAACGGAGUCCCCCGCAGGAGGGCCUGGUCCCCAGCAGCGCCCUGUGCAUCUCCCACUCCCGAAGCAGCGUGGAGAUGGACUGCUUCUUCCCCUUGGUGAAAGAUGCGUACUCUCAUUCAAGUGAAAACGGAGGCAAGUCCGAGUCGGUGGCCAACCUGCAGGCCCAGCCCUCCCUGAACUCCAUCCACAGUUCCCCUGGGCCCAAGCGCUCCACCAACACCCUGAAGAAGUGGCUGACGAGUCCCGUGCGGCGGCUCAACAGCGGGAAGGCAGACGGAAACAUCAAGAAGCAGAAGAAAGUACGAGAUGGUCGGAAGAGCUUCGACCUGGGAUCUCCCAAGCCUGGGGAUGAGACGACCCCUCAGGGAGACAGCGCUGAUGAGAAGAGCAAGAAAGGUUGGGGUGAAGAUGAGCCAGAUGAAGAGUCACACACACCCCUCCCUCCGCCUAUGAAGAUCUUUGACAACGACCCCACGCAGGACGAGAUGAGUCUGGAAGGAGGCUCGUACCGGGGGAGCUUGAAAGACCCCACAGGCUGCCUGAAUGAGGGCAUGACCCCACCCACACCUCCUAGAAACCUGGAAGAAGAACAGAAAGCCAAGGCCCUGAGAGGCAGGAUGUUUGUCCUGAAUGAACUGGUACAGACAGAGAAAGACUAUGUCAAGGAUCUGGGGAUUGUGGUAGAGGGCUUCAUGAAGAGAAUAGAAGAAAAGGGUGUCCCUGAGGACAUGCGAGGAAAGGAUAAAAUCGUGUUUGGAAAUAUUCACCAGAUUUAUGAUUGGCAUAAGGAUGUUUUCCUGGGUGAACUGGAAAAAUGUAUCCAGGAGCAAGACAGACUGGCACAGCUCUUUAUUAAAUAUGAGCGGAAGCUGCACAUCUACGUGUGGUACUGCCAGAAUAAGCCGCGCUCCGAGUACAUCGUCGCUGAGUACGACGCCUACUUUGAAGAGGUGAAACAGGAGAUAAAUCAAAGGCUGACACUUAGCGACUUCCUUAUCAAGCCCAUUCAGAGAAUAACAAAAUAUCAGCUGCUCCUCAAGGACUUCCUGAGAUACAGCGAGAAGGCUGGUUUGGAGUGUUCUGAUAUCGAGAAAGCGGUCGAGUUAAUGUGCCUUGUUCCAAAACGCUGCAACGACAUGAUGAAUCUGGGGCGCCUGCAGGGCUUUGAGGGCACCCUGACGGCUCAGGGCAAGCUGCUGCAGCAGGAUACAUUCUACGUGAUUGAGCUGGAUGCCAGCAUGCAGUCGCGGACCAAGGAAAGGCGUGUGUUCCUCUUUGAGCAAAUUGUCAUCUUCAGUGAACUGCUCAGGAAGGGAUCCCUCACCCCAGGCUACAUGUUCAAAAGGAGCAUCAAGAUGAAUUACUUGGUCCUGGAGGAGAACGUGGACAAUGACCCCUGCAAGUUUGCACUCAUGAACAGGGAGACUUCGGAGAGGGUCAUCCUGCAAGCCGCCAACGCUGAUAUCCAGCAGGCCUGGGUGCAGGACAUCAAUCAAGUCUUAGAAACACAGCGAGACUUCUUAAAUGCCCUACAGUCGCCCAUUGAAUAUCAGCGGAAAGAAAGGAACACAGCUGUGAUGAGGUCCCAGCCUGCUAGGGUUCCCCAAGCCAGCCCCAGGCCUUACUCCUCCAUCCCCGUGGGCUCCGAGAAGCCCCCAAAGGGCUCCAGCUGUAACCCACCUCUGCCACCCCUGAAGAUAUCUACCUCCAAUGGCAGUUCGGGGUUUGACUACCACCAGGCUGGGGACAAGUUUGAGGCCAGCAAGAUCUUAAAUCCAAAUUUCAUCCAAGAAGUGGCGCCAGAAUUCCUUGUGCCCUUAGUGGAUGUGACCUGCUUGCUUGGGGACACAGUGACACUGCAGUGCAAAGUCUGUGGGCGGCCAAAGCCCACCAUCACCUGGAAGGGUCCAGACCAGAACAUCCUUGACACUGACAACAGCUCAGCUACGUACACCGUCUCCUCCUGUGAUUCCGGGGAAAUCACCCUGAAAAUCUGCAAUCUGAUGCCCCAAGACAGCGGUAUUUAUACCUGCAUAGCAGCAAAUGACCACGGCACCACAUCAACGUCUGCUACCGUUAAAGUGCAAGGUGUUCCAGCAGCCCCUAACCGCCCCAUUGCCCAGGAGAGAAGCUGCACCUCCGUGAUUCUCCGCUGGCUGCCCCCAUCCAGCACGGGAAACUGCACUAUUUCUGGUUACACUGUGGAGUACAGAGAGGAAGGUUCCCAGGCCUGGCAGCAGUCGGUAGCGUCGACCUUGGACACUUACCUUGUCAUUGAGGACCUCAGUCCUGGGAGUCCUUAUCAGUUCAGAGUCAGUGCCAGUAACCCCUGGGGGAUCAGCCUUCCCAGCGAGCCCUCAGAGUUCGUGCGACUUCCAGAAUACGAUGCUGCUGCUGAUGGUGCCACCAUUUCUUGGAAGGAAAAUUUUGAUUCAGCUUAUACGGAGCUGAAUGAAAUUGGAAGAGGCCGGUUCUCCAUAGUAAAGAAGUGCAUCCACAAAGCUACUCGCAAAGAUGUUGCUGUGAAAUUUGUUAGCAAAAAAAUGAAGAAAAAAGAGCAGGCUGCCCACGAGGCUGCCCUACUUCAGCACCUGCAGCAUCCCCAAUACAUCACUCUCCAUGACACCUAUGAGUCCCCCACUUCCUACAUCCUGAUUUUGGAACUGAUGGAUGACGGCCGACUCUUAGACUACCUUAUGAAUCAUGAUGAGCUGAUGGAAGAAAAAGUAGCUUUCUACAUACGAGACAUCAUGGAAGCCCUGCAGUACCUUCACAACUGCAGGGUUGCACAUUUGGACAUAAAGCCUGAAAACCUGCUCAUUGACCUUCGGAUUCCAGUGCCUCGAGUGAAGCUCAUUGACUUAGAGGAUGCUGUCCAGAUCUCAGGUCACUUCCACAUCCACCACCUGCUUGGGAACCCUGAGUUUGCUGCCCCAGAAGUGAUCCAAGGCAUCCCUGUGUCCCUGGGCACUGAUAUCUGGAGCAUCGGGGUUUUGACAUAUGUCAUGCUGAGCGGGGUCUCCCCCUUCUUGGAUGAGAGCAAGGAGGAGACAUGUAUCAACGUAUGCAGGGUGGAUUUCAGCUUCCCCCAUGAGUACUUCUGUGGCGUGAGCAAUGCUGCCAGAGAUUUCAUCAAUGUGAUCCUACAGGAAGACUUUCGGAGGCGACCCACGGCAGCCACCUGCCUGCAGCAUCCAUGGCUGCAGCCCCACAAUGGCAGCUACUCCAAAAUUCCCCUGGACACCUCCCGCCUGGCAUGCUUCAUAGAGCGCCGCAAGCACCAGAACGACGUUCGGCCUAUUCCCAACGUCAAGAGCUACAUUGUCAACCGGGUAAACCAAGGGACGUAGCCAUCUCCCAGCCCUUGAGGUUUCACAUGGAAGUGCAGUGUGAACCAAAGCAAGACUGAAUGUGUCUGUAAAUAAUUCUGUUCAUUAUUUCACUCCACGCGGUUUUCUGGACUGAGAGAUGUACCUCUUAAACCUCUUCAGUGGUUUUUCAGG